GGUCCUUGUUUGCUAAAAGAUGGUCGGAAACUACUUGGAACACUUCGAUCUUUUAAUAAAUUCGCAAAUUCAGUUUUCGAAGAUACAUAUGUACGCGUUAUUGCGGGUAAUCGUUACUGUGAUAUUCCGUUAGGGUUAUAUGUGAUUAGAGGGGAAACUCUAGUUCUAAUCGGCGAACUUGGGACCGACAAGGAAGAACUUCCCUCGCACAUGACUCAUGUUUUGCCUUUAGAGAUUAGGAGCGCUGAGAAGGCAGAAAGGGAUGCUUCAGAUCCUAAAGGUACAAAAGCGAAGCGAAUCGAGUUCCCUAAUAUGGAUGAUUAA
Messenger RNA from Oldenlandia corymbosa var. corymbosa, 324 nucleotides. Lineage: Eukaryota; Viridiplantae; Streptophyta; Magnoliopsida; Gentianales; Rubiaceae. The record is from the annotation of a GenBank genome assembly.